Molecule: messenger RNA, 6483 nt
Organism: Rhipicephalus sanguineus (brown dog tick)
Lineage: Eukaryota; Metazoa; Arthropoda; Arachnida; Ixodida; Ixodidae
Exons: 5
Coding region: 1-6483 (2160 amino acids)
Source: RefSeq, a predicted model, not a curated record
AUGGCCGCUCCUGGCGGACCGCCCCGGCCUCCGGGUUUUCCCCCAGGGCCGCCUGGUUUGCCACCGGGGGCCGCUCCCGGCAUACCGCCCGGUGGGGCCCCGCGUCCCGGUUUCCCACUGCGCCCCGGCGGUACACCGCCGCGCACCGGACUGACGCCGCCCGGUGGACCUCCCGGCGGCUUACCUGGCCGUCCACCACCGCCUGGACUACCACCGCCUGGUCUACCGCCGGGUGCACCACCCGGUGGAUUGCCUGGCCGAGGUCUCCCGCCCGGUGGCUCGCCUGGCCGAGGUCUGCCGCCUGGUCCUCCGCCUGGUGGAUUGCCUGGAAGGGGUCUGCCUCUUGGUGGCUCGCCCCUGCGACCCGGCUUCCCGCCAGGUCCACCGACUGGUCUCACGCCUCCCCGUCCACCGGGCGCGCUUCCACCACCACCACCGCCCCCGCCGCCGGGGCCUGAUGGAGCGCCAGGUCUACCACAUCCUGGAGCGCCCGGCGUUCCCGCUCCUCCCGGAGCUCCAGGUGCGCCCGUUCAUCCCGGUGUUCCAGGUGCGCCCGCUCCUCCCGGUGUUCCAGGUGCGCCCGCUCCUCCCGGUGUUCCAGGUGCGCCCGCUCCUCCCGGUGCUCCAGGUGCGCCCGCUCAUCCCGGUGCUCCAGGUGCGCCCGCUCCUCCCGGUGCUCCAGGUGUGCCCGCUCCACCCGGUGCUCCAGGUGUGCCCGUUCAUCCCGGUGCUCCAGGUGUGCCCGUUCAUCCCGGAGCGCCAGGUGUGCCCAUUCAUCCCGGUGCACCAGGUGUGCCCGUUCAUCCCGGUGCACUAGGUAUACCCGUUUAUCUCGGUCCAUUCGGAGUGCCUGCCGCGCCCGGCGCGCCACCAUCAGCCGGAUCGGCCGACGCCGAUCGAGAAGCGCUCGUUAGAAAAUCCAAAGAGGAGCUGCAAGAGCUCAUCGCCCAGAAGCUCCAGGCUUGGGACAAGCUCACGUUGUCCAAGGCAAACGAGGAACGCAUCGAUGCUUUGAAGAAGCUCGUAACGAUUAACAAGGACGAAGUCGAACUUGCGGGCAAGGUAGGUCCGAAAGACAAGCUUGUUGACGUGAUGGACACGAGACUAAAGCUGGCAAAAGACACUAUAGACGACAUCAAUGCUGAGAUAAAGAAAGAAGCUACCGACAGGCUGAAGACCCUGGACCUGUGGGAGAAAGGUGCCAUUCAAGAUAUCAAGACAUUAAACAAAAUGGAGUCUGAGUUGGCUAUGCGUUUGUCGAAGAGAGGACGGCGCCCUGAUCCGAGAUCGUCGAUGGGCCAGAUAGACGAUAUGGAUGGAGACAUGGAUGACGUGGACAGAGGUUGGGACCGUGGACGCGACAACUAUUUUGAUCGGAGUCGAGAUCGCUAUCGCGACCGGGACCGCGAUCAAGACCGUGGCAGAUAUCGUGAUCAAGACCAUGACCGAGACAGCGAUAGGGAUCGAUACAGAGAUCGUGACAAUUACCGAGACAGAGAUCGUGACAGAGACCGCGACAUGGACCGAGACAGAGACCGCGACAGAGACCGCGACAGAGACGGGGACCGUGGCAGAGACCGAGAUCGCGACGGGUCUCGGGACCGUGGUAGAGACGUCGAUAGGAGACGCUCAAGUGAAGCAGACCGAGACAAGCGGAAAGACAAGGGUAAAGACAAGGACAAGGAAGAAAAACAAGCAUAUGGAAAAUCAAAGAAAGAGUCGGAAGAAAGAGAAACAAAGGGAAAAGUGCAACGAGUGAGCAUGAUAGAACUUGAGACAGGAGAUUCACAGGUGUGCGAUGACAAUCUGCUCAAGCUGCACGAGCUAGAAUUCCGAAUUGCGAAUGACAUGCUCAAAGGCAAAUACAAAGGCAAAAAAGGCCGUGAACUUACCUCACGAGAACUUAAGGAUAAACUGCGGAGGCUGUGUGACUUGGAAGUUCAGAUCGCAGAUGAGCUAUUUGGCCAGGAAUCCGAAGCAUCAGGAACAAUGGAAGUUGACGGCACCAUCACGAAGGCUACCCUCAAGCGCCCGCCCGCCGAGAGGGAAAGAAAGGCCAGCCGGGAUGUUGAUCGAGACAGGGAGACAGAGCGCGACAAAGAUUUUUCAUACUACGAGCGUAGAGAUUACUAUGAUCGUCGGGAGUAUCCACCAGACUACACGGAUCAGUAUGGCGGUCAAAUGGAUUACAACGCUCCAACGGAAUUCCGCGCCGAUUACAGACAGGUGACAACACAAAUGGGACCCCCGACGCAGCCCAUGCCUCAGAUGCAACCGAUGCCUCAGAUGCAACCAAUGCCUCAGAUGCAACCGAUGCAACCUAUGCAGCCGGUGCCCCAGAUGCAGCCAAUGCCACAGCCACCACCCACAGUACAUCAUCCAAUGGCGCAAACCGUAAUGCAACGAAGUGGUCCGGGGCCUACCCUAGGAGCAGUCGAAGAAAUUGGUAACGACCUGGUUCGCCACCAGGAAAAUAUCGAAGUAUCUGGUGAAUCUGGUGUUCAAGUAAUCAAGCACACCACGCAUUCAGAGUUAAUCCGCUGCGGGUCGACGGAGCCUCACGCCAUGCAGAUUCCAUCUAAGCCGGCUUUCUCAGUGGAGAGCAUCGAUUCCGGUCGAAAACCCAUUGUGGCUACUUUCGAGCAGGUAGCUGACGAUCAACAAACAGUUGUGAAGCUCAAGACUGCCAUCGACAUUGAGAUCAUACCACAAGGCGGCAAGCAGCCUCUGUCCGUGGCAGAGAAGACCGAGGCAGCGUCGCGCUCAAAGCCUGAAGAGACCGAGGAGGAAGAACCGCCUCCGCCUCCCUCGCUUAAGAAAAAGCGUUCCAAGGAAGCACAGCGGCCUCGUUCGCCGAGUGCAGUCCGGUCGCCAAGCCCUCCUGCGAUCGAGGAAGAGGACGAAGGCAUCGACGACGACGAUGAACCAUCGGGGCCGCGCAUUCCGGAGCUGGCCGACCGCCGCGUUACCACCGACGACGAAAUUCCGCCCGGACCAUCCUUCUGGCAGUGGAUCUGCCAAAGUAUAUACUCUCCCCGAGGAGGCGGCCGUUGCAACGUAACCGCCGAACGGCAAGACCGACCAGUGGCCCAGACUCGUGGCCGAUCGCGCAGUCGAGACCGGGAUGAGAGGGUCCGCGAGAAAGAGGAAGAGUUGCGUCAGCUGAUUGACAGCGUCAUCAAGGUCUCUCAGGAUGUCAUCCUCGCGCGCCGCGCUAUUGAGCUUGGGGGCGUGGGUGAAGAUCGUUGCAUGGGCAACAUGUUGGAAGCCGAGGGCAAGUUGCGCAACUUAAUCGACCUGGAGAUGAGACUGGCGAACGAACUUUCUAACUUCAGAAAUUCUGACAUGGUAGCCAAUGAAGAGUCACGCAUGAGUGUACUCAAUGCGGAAGAAAAGAUCCGUCAGCUGAUCGAUGUCGAGUCUCGUCUAGCAGAAGGAUUCGUGGCCGAGCGCAAGUCGUCAGUAAAGUCCAAAAUCUCCGAUGCCAUGUCUGAAGGUGCCCUGCGCAGCUUCGCCUUUGAAGAAACCGCUCUCGGCACAGAGGCGCGUGGGUUGCCGAAGAAUGUGCCGAAGAAGCCUCGCAAGCUGCUACCUUACAUGCUUCCAGACACAGCACCCGGGCGGAAGUCCAGGGCCGGAGACGACGAGAGCCGUAAAUGCCGGCGCAAGAAGGGCGCUGACACAGACGAUGAUAACGAGCCGGACGAGCGGCGCAGCUCGCGGCCUGCGCGGCCCAGGUCUCGGCGGCGAGACGACGCGGCGGACGACGGCGAACCACGGUCACCGCGCCGAAAGGGCCGCGACCAGGACGACGACGAGAGGCCGGUGCGGCGCAAGGCGAGUCGUCGAGCUCAGCAGGACGAAGACGAAGAGGACGACACAUCACGGCUGCGGGUGCGCAAGCGCUCUUCCAAGUCGCGCAAGGCCGAGGAGGACGACGAUUCCUGCAGGGCGCAGUGGGGCAGUGCAAAGCCUCGCAAACGCCGGGACCAGGACCAGGACCGGUCGUCCAGGAGACGUGGGAGCCGGAGCAAGGGGACGCAGAGGCAGCUGAUCAAGGUCCAGGAAGGCGUGCCCAUCAGAAUCAGCCUCAGCGGAAAGAUGCUUGAAGGAAAGAAGAGGCGUUCCAAGUCCGGCGACAAUUUUACGGAGAUGGCGGCAGACACUGCGCGGAAGAGCGCCAUUUCAGUGAUCGAGGUGUCGUCAUCUAUCUCCAUCAGUGACUCAAUGACGGAAGCUACGACAGUGGUGCAGAAAUCUUCAAGUGAUGGCACUAUCAUCGGCAAGCGCUCCAUCUCGUUUGGAACGCCGCGAAACAGAAUUGCCAAGGCGCGUACACCCUCCAGCGGUGCACGUUCGGGCAAGGGUUCUAGCCAGGUUUCCGUUCUGACUGUGUCCAUUAGCGACAGUGAGGACGUGGAUCCUCGUGGGCCACCACCAUCUCGGAGAGGGCGUAACCCCCUGGCGCCAAGAUCGCGGCCUGAAAGCCCUCCAUGGACAUCAGCGCGUUCACCGCAGCAUGUGACACGUUCGUGCAGCCGCCACCUCGCCAUGCAGAGGGCGGCGCAGAUGCGGGGCUACUCGAGAAGCCCUUCGCCUAAGCCUGGCUACACGGUGGCAUCUGCGCGUAUGUACUCGGCAAGCCCUACACGUGUGCGCAGUCCCAUGCGUGUUCCAAGCCCUAGGAGGACCGUUUUUCAAGUUGUGGAUGAGAGCUACUGUGCCGAGCCAGCCAAUCGUGACCGCGCACGCCUUCUGCGUCGCGAGGACCAACGUUUCCAGAUGACCGCAGACGAUCCGAAACCUCAGCGCGACGGCAAGUGGCACGAGCCGAAGCUUCGUGUCAGCUACGCAGCUCGAGUGCCAUCCCGUGGAAGCCAUUCAGAUAGUUCUCUCAGCUACAGCAUGUCUUCAAAAACGGCACUUGACUACGAGCGUGGAGACAGCUCACGUGGGUAUUAUCGGACCGCUUCUCAGCUCGAUCGAUACCGCGAACCAUCAGGAGAAAAGUCGUACAGCUCGACUCCACAACUUUAUUACGAAGAUUCGCCCCCGAGAACCUAUCACGAUCACUCGCCGAUGGGGGGCUACGUGGAAGGAUCGAGACACGCUUCUGGUGCACCAAUACACGGCCGAGACGUUUCACUGUCGAGAAUUAGCGAAUACUCCUCGCCGAAUGCAGGUCAUCAAGACUCGACUGGGAAAAUGAUAGUGAACGUCAGCUCCUCACGACUAGUCCGUAGCGCGUCCCUCCCCAGAACAAGCUCUUUCAAUCCAAGGAUGCCUCGUAGAGGUACUCCAUCAAGACUCGCUCGUGAGUCCAGUGCUCUCAGAGAUGCACGAAGCUCGUCGUCACCUCGUCAAAGCCGCAGUAUGUCUCCCCGUAAACCAGACACGGCACUCGCAAGAAUAAAGGUUCGUGCUGCGUCAUCGUUGCAUCUUGGCUACGAGACAUCGUCAUCCCGUUCUGAAAGUUCACGCAGAGUGACCGGGCGAGUUUCUCCAAAGUGGCUCGAACGUAAAGGCUUCUUCCCGAAUGGGCCUUUGUCCCCGCCACCACCAAAACCUCCAGUGCCUCCCCCGAUGCCACCACCUAAAGGUUUCUCAAUGGGACCUCUCGGUUUUGAGAGCACGAGCACAUCAGCUUCAGCCAUCCGGAUUACAAUGUCCCCACCUCCCAUGCCCCCUGUCCCACCCAUGUUACCGCCUCCAACGCCCACUGAAAUAGCAGCCUUGCAGGCUGUCACUGUAACAAUGAAAGAUCUUGGACGAAAGCAAAGUUCCUCUGAACAUGAACUGUGCGCGGCAGAACUUCAGCGUCAGAUACGCGAGAAACAGCAACUUCAGCUUGAGCAGCUAUUUCAACUUCAACAACCGCAGGACUUUAGCCCGCUGCAAGAUGUCGAAGAACAGCAGUUGCAGCAGCAACUUCAAGAGCUGCAGAAAGUUCUACAACAGCAAGAAGGUGCACCAGUGCUCCAGAAUAUGCUUCUAGAGCAGCAGAACAGACAGUUCUCGCUGCAAAUGCAUCCCGGAACGUCCUCGCUGUCUAACUUCAUGCAGGGCUCAGUACACCAGAUGCCGUCGCAGCAACCUGCUAUGCAAGACAUGCAAGACUGGGCGCGUGAGCAAAUUCCAGGGGAGCCUAUGUGCCACAUGCAAGAGUGGGGAUCCGCAAUGCAUAUGCCCGGACAAGCUCUUCAGAUGUCGGAGGGAAUGGUACCAACACCGCAGAAGUCGUCGCAGUCACCGAAACAGCAGCUACCGAAGCUAUCGCAGUCAUCACCACCUCCUCAGGCACCACAACCACCAAAGCCCCUGCAACCGGCACAAACGCCGCAGCUACAGCAGUCAUCGCAGGAGCAGCAACAGCCGAAACAAGAGGUUUCCGUUCCGUAUGCCGCGACCUCGAUCGGCAGCACCUCUGAGAACACCUUCUCCUAUUUCGCCAAGACCAUCGUCCCCGUCACCUGGAUUUCCUGA